AUGUCCGUCAUUGCCACCACCUUCUUGGAUAAUCCCUUGUUGAAGGUGAGUCGUCCAGUGGCCGCAUGCUCAAGAUGUCGAACUGCAAAGAUCAAAUGUGAUGGCAAGCUCCCCGCCUGUUCCGCUUGUGAGAGGGUCGGGAAGGCUAGCACUUGCUCCGGGGCAAGUGAUGAGUUCGCCAAGGGAAAGGAAAGGAGCUAUGUCGCGUCAUUGGAGGGAUAUUGUGAGAAACUCGAAAAGAAGAUCAGUCAAAUGCGAGCUCGUUCCACGUCGCUGUCCGCCGAAGGCAAUGGGGUCGCUCGAGAGAUGUCAAUCACCUCCAUUUCAAACGACAGUCCAUUGGGCCCCGCGCAUCGCAAAGAGGUUUCGGACAUAGAUGACCUAGUUGGUGAUUUUGGUUUCUUGUCGGUUAAUGCAACUUCGCGAGACUUCCACGGCAUCACCUCCAAUACCUCCUUCGCCAAUCUCCUCCUCUCAGUCGCUCUGGUCGACUCUCCCCAACCGCCAUCUCCUUAUUCACUCCCCGCUCGCCAUGAAGCUACCCCGCUAUUACAACAUUACUUCGAUAAUGUCUUUGUCCAACUGCCAUUCUUCGUUGAAACAAGUUUUUGGACCUCGGUGGAUGCUGUCUAUCAGUCAGGCGGCCGGUUCGCCAAACCUUUCGACCACUGGAUGCUCCGCAUGGUGCUCGCCAUUGCCUCGGCAUCCGUUUCAUACCAGAACAAUGAUAAGAAUCACCAAAAGGCGCGAGCUCUGGUGACGGAGGCUUUGACAUAUGCCGAAGAAGUUCUCCGUCCUGGUUCAAUCUCUGGCAUUCAGGCUAUCCUGUUUCUGGCUCAAUAUUCCUUCGUCGACCCAGCUCGCUUCCGUAGUUGGUAUUUGGUCGGAAUGGCUGUAAAAGUCGCCAUCGACCUGGGCUUACACCAAGAUCCUCCCGCAGAGGUUUCGACUAAUGCUGAUCGACUGGACAUCCGCCGGCGUGUGUUCCAUUGCAUUUAUUGUCUAGACAGGGGAUUGAGUUCUACCAUGCAGAGAACCUUUUCAUUCUCCGAUGCAUCUGUACAUGUUGCAUUGCCAUCGGUCACAACAUCACCAGGGGCCCCCAUGGAUCAGAGUCACAUCUUCCUACGCAGUCCAGCACCUGCUUUGCAUAUCGUGAAAAUUCGGCAGAUUCUGUCCGUGGGCUACCAAGAAAUGCAUUACAGUGGGCGCGAUCCAUCCCCGCAGCCUCUGGUCCUGAUAUGGACUCUGUGCUGGCGAGCACGGGAAUGGUUUCACGAAUGCCCCACGAAUGCCCCCACCCACUUCUCUCUCCUAUACCGACUUGAAUUAUUGUACACCAUCAUCAUCCUCCUAUCUCCUUCGCAUCGAUACCCAACGCUCCAUGCCUACAACAAAGCUCUCCUCUUUGACCGCUGCAUGGAUUAUAUCAGCCAGAUUCACCAGGUCCUGGAAAAUCCCAGUGCCCUCCCGUUCCUAACAUACCUCGACAUCCAACGCGUCCACCAAGUAGGCCGACUGUUUGUGAAUGUCCUGUCCGAGAAUUAUGACCAACUUAUCAGCGCUGCUGUCCCCGCGCCCCCUCACGUCCCGGCCGGGACUCCGGAUCCACCUGUACUGGCUGACGAGGAUCUGUUCAACUGUCACGCACGUGCCAUCCGUUGUCUCUCCUACAUUCGCGAUUUGCUCACGUUCUGUGCCCGGAAAUGGGAUCUCCACGGGCCGCUGGAACAAUUCGAGAAUGAGUCUUCCUCUUUGGGCAAGACCCUCCUGGAUGGCUCGAUGAGGUACAUGUCGGAACAAGGGAUAUACACUCAAGACCCGUCAUCGGGGAUGCCGCUGGUCGGCGAUGUAUACUCAGGAUAUCAUUAUGCCGUGUAG
Messenger RNA from Penicillium soppii, 1881 nucleotides. Its product is annotated as Zn(II)2Cys6 transcription factor. The record is from RefSeq and is a predicted model, not a curated record. Gene Ontology annotation, molecular function: sequence-specific DNA binding; zinc ion binding; DNA-binding transcription factor activity, RNA polymerase II-specific. NCBI's taxonomy places the organism in Eukaryota, Fungi, Ascomycota, Eurotiomycetes, Eurotiales, Aspergillaceae. Gene Ontology annotation, biological process: positive regulation of transcription by RNA polymerase II; DNA-templated transcription. The transcript has 3 exons. Bases 1 to 1881 code for a protein of 626 amino acids.